Messenger RNA from Parathielavia appendiculata, 2171 nucleotides. RefSeq names its product MFS general substrate transporter. Gene Ontology annotation, biological process: transmembrane transport. Bases 327 to 1892 code for a protein of 521 amino acids. Gene Ontology annotation, molecular function: transmembrane transporter activity. The record is from RefSeq and is a predicted model, not a curated record. The transcript is spliced from 4 exons. NCBI's taxonomy places the organism in Eukaryota, Fungi, Ascomycota, Sordariomycetes, Sordariales, Chaetomiaceae. Gene Ontology annotation, cellular component: plasma membrane.
CAACCACCGAAACCAAGGCCCCACGGGAUCCACCACGGCAUAUCUUGACCGGCCUCACUUGGCAAAAGCUUGCUUCUGCUUGGCUGGCGGCCCUUCUUGAAACCCUAAACGGUUGAGACCUCCGACGUACGCCCGUCCCGUCUCCAGACGCCAAAGCACCCUCCAGAUCAUGGCAGGGAAGCAGCAGGGUCUCCCCAAAGCGAUGGAUAUGGGGGAAUGUCUGGGGAGCAGUGCGGAGAUGAGGAUCAGUCUGGGGUCGUCAAAAGGAAACAGGACGCGCUGAUUCCCUUCCCUUCCUCUCUCCCCAGUUCUUCGGCGUCAUCCCCAUGACGGAAGCGGGCACUAGCAUGGCCAAGGAGGAAGACACUCAAAAUGUCGAGUACAGCGGCUCGGAGCACACGCACGCGCUCAGCGUGGAGCACCGGCAGUACCUCCUGCAGCGCCAUGGCACCUUGGAUCUCGAGCCCGUGCCGGACAUGAGCGACGGUGAUCCAUACAACUGGCCAAAGAGCAAGAAAAUCCUGAACCUCGCCAUGAUCGCCUUCCACGCCAUGAUGGCCACUUUCACGGCCGCCGCAGUGCAGUCAGUCUUCGCCGAGAUUGCCGCUGACCUCGACGUCUCGAUCCACCGGGCAUCUUACAUGCUGUCGCUACAGAUUGCCGUCCUCGGGGGCGCGCCGCUCUUUUGGCGACCGCUUGCCCAGCGGUUCGGGCGCCGCCCCAUCUUCUUGCUCUCGCUCAUCUGCAGCCUGGUGGGCAACGUCGGGUGCGCCGUCAGCCCCUCGUACGCCACCAUGGGGCUGUGCAGGGCUAUCACGGCUUUCUUCAUCUCGCCUGCGUCGGCUAUUGGGAGCGCUGUCGUGGCCGAGACCUUCUUCAAGAAGGAGAGAGCCAGAUACAUGGGCGUCUGGACUAUGAUGGUGACCCUGGGCGUGCCCAUGGCUCCGUUCAUCUUUGGCUUCGUCGCUGUGAGGGUCGGGUAUCGCUGGAUUUAUUGGAUCUUAGCCAUUACCAACGGCGUGCAGUUCAUUCUUUACUUCCUCCUCGGCCGGGAGACCCUCUACCUCCGCGGCCCGACGCCCGCCUUUUCUCCCACUUCGGCACCUCACAAGUCAACUCCUCAGUCCCUCCUCUCGUUUGGCCGUAUCAACCCGACUCCUCUCACGCUUGGAGACUUUGUCCAACCCCUGACCUUCGUCGCCCGGCCCUGCGUCUUCAUCCCCGCAGCCGGCUACGCCAUGGUUUUUCUGUGGGCCAACAUCAUGGUUUCCGUCGAGACAGGCCAGCUGUUCCCUGAGAAGUUCGGCUUCGAUUCCCAGCAGGUCGGCCUGCAGAACAUCAGCAUCAUCAUCGGCUCCCUGAUCGGCGAGCAGAUCGGCGGGUAUGCGAGCGACUGGUGGAUGUGGAGGCGGCAUAGAAAGGUCAUAAAUAGCAGCGACAGCGAGAGCCAAGACGACGACGGGAGCACCCUUGCGCCGCAGCCAGAGUUUCGUCUUUGGCUCGGCUACCCGGGCUAUCUGCUCACCAUCUGCGGUGUAGUCGUGUAUUUCAUCCAGCUCGACCGUGCCGGACAUACGUGGAAUGUGACCCCUGACGUGGGCAUGGGCAUCGCGGCAGCCGGGAACCAGAUUGUCACGACCGUCAUGACGACGUACGCUGUCGACUGCUACCGCGAGGACGCGGCCGGGGUGGGCGUCUUCAUAAACUUUGUGAGGCAGACGUGGGGCUUCAUUGGGCCGUUUUGGUUCCCCGAGAUGAUCAAGCAGGCCGGGUUUGGAGCGUCGGCUGGGAUCGCGACGGCCAUGCUGGUUGUGGUGUCGAUGAUACCCACGGCCGUGGUGCAGUGGAGGGGCCGUCUGUGGAGACAAAUGCUGUCUUCGCUCUCGGCUUAGGGUCGCGCCGCUCCCCCUCCCCUCCCCUGGCCCAUAUACGAAGCAACGUCCUCAUCGUAUUUCCGCGCAUCAAGGGAUUCAGAUGCCUAUGCAUUCAAAACUCCAUACCUACAAGCCACGGGCAUGGUAUUUUUGUUUUAACAGCAGAAACAUUUAGACCGUUGGUUGCAGUUGGCUGUACGCUUGGAGGGCUCCGAUGCCCGGGCCGAGUAGCCAAAUCAGAGGACUCGAGCACAUGAUCAGCGCUCAUCACAAUUCAAUCAUGUCAAUCAAUUUAAC